Thalassophryne amazonica is the source of this 1486-nucleotide messenger RNA. RefSeq names its product zinc finger protein 664-like. The coding region runs from base 143 to 1330 and encodes 395 amino acids. Gene Ontology annotation, molecular function: DNA-binding transcription factor activity, RNA polymerase II-specific; RNA polymerase II cis-regulatory region sequence-specific DNA binding. The transcript has 2 exons. The record is from RefSeq and is a predicted model, not a curated record. Gene Ontology annotation, biological process: regulation of transcription by RNA polymerase II. NCBI's taxonomy places the organism in Eukaryota, Metazoa, Chordata, Actinopteri, Batrachoidiformes, Batrachoididae.
CGCUGGAGUGGGUCAGGAAGAAGUAGUUCGGUGAUCGAUCCCACAACGACAAAAUAUCAGCGAUGUCGCUCUAACGAGAGCAGUCCGGCGAGUUUGUUUUUUUUCCCCCUUGCCUCCUCUCUGACGCAGACUAACAAAAGACAUGGAGCAGUUGUUGCUGAUUAAAGAAGACCAGGAGUGUGGUCUGAGUGUUGACCAAAAGGACAUUAAAGAGGAACAAGAGGAACUCUGGAUCAGUCAGCAGGGACAGCAGCUUCACCAGCUGGAGGAGGCUGAUAUGACGAAGUUCUCUUUCACUGCUGACCCCUUGAAGAGCGAAAAUGAUGUAAAACCACAAUCAUCACAGGUUCAUCAAAGCCAAACUGAUGAGAGCAGAGAGGCGGAGCCUGUAGCCAGCAGCUCAGCUGUACAUCGAACACUGAGACCACAAGGGGAGGGAGAGGACCACAGAGGACCACAACGAGCCAGCAACCCAGAUCCAACUAGUCGAUUACAACCAGACAGCAGUGGUAGGAGUUCAGACAGUUCUGAGGGUGAGACUGAUGACAGUAAUGAUUGGAGACCAACCAGAGAACUCGAUUCAGGUUUUAGCUGUCAGACAAAUAACAAUGUUUCUGUUACUCAUAGCAGGUGCAGUGUUAGGACGGAACAGUUUAAUUCCUCUCAGUGUGGUGAAUCAUGUGUUCCAGUGAAUGGUUCCAAACGACGUACAGGAAAGCGAGCAAGGGAAAGGCGAUAUCGCUGUUCUGAGUGUGGUUCAAGAUUUCAACAAAAGGGUCAUCUGACCAAACACAUGAAAAUUCAUACGGGAGAGAAACCAUUCGGUUGUUCUGAGUGCGGUAAAAGAUUUAGAGAAAGUGAACAUCUGAUCGAUCACAUUAGAAUUCAUACAGGAGAGAAACCAUUUAGCUGUUCUGAGUGCGGCACAAGAUUUGGACGAAGGAACAAUCUGAUUAUACACAGGAAAGUUCAUAUAGGAGAGAAACCAUUUAACUGUACUGAGUGUGGUAAAAGAUUUAGAGAGACUGGUGAUUUGACUGAACACAUGAAAAUUCAUACAGGAGAGAAACCAUUUUUCUGUUCGGAAUGUGGUACAAGGUAUGGACGAAGGGGCAGCUUGCUCAAACACAUGAGAAGUCAUGCGGGACCAAAACCAUUUAGCUGUUCUGUAUGUGGUAUAAGAUGUGGAUUCAAAGGGGAUCUGAUGAUACACAUGAGAAUUCAUACAGGGGAGAAACUAUUUGGCUGUUCUGAGUGUGGUGGAAUGUUUGGACGAAAGAGCAACCUCAUCAGACACAUGAAAACCCAUGGAAGAGAGAAAAAAAAGUGAAAUGGGUCCAGAAUAUCUUGAGAGAAGAGGAACCAGAUUUAAGAAGAAAUUACAGCACAAAAUCAGCAGCCUAAUAGGAGACCACAGUCUUGUUUGAAUCUCCAUGAUAUUGCGGGUUUUGACCACUUAACAGGCACUUCCAUUUAAUAUAUACAC